CACAGACCAACGAACCAUCAUCAAUCACACUUCAAAUACCAAGCAAUCUCACCUUCCACACUCCACACCAACAAUCCACCAUCGAUCGCACCUCACAACCAAGCAAUCAAGCAACCAGCAAGACCACCAUCAAACUCGCACGUACCAUGGCAUCGCACCAGCAGCAAUCGCAAUCCGUGGGGUUCGAGGACUACCUUCCGGUGAUGGUGGAACGGCUGGGCGAGGAGGGCCUGAUGCAAGAGCUGUCCUCCGGGUUCCGGCUGCUGCAGGACCCCGCCCUGGGCCUUAUCACCUUCGCCAGCCUCCGCCGCAACGCACCACUGCUGGGCCUCGGCGGCAUGUCCGACGACGACCUCCGUGGGAUGCUCGCCGAGGGCGACUUGGACGGCGACGGCGCCCUGAGCGAGAUGGAGUUCUGUGUUCUGAUGGUCAGGCUCAGCCCCGAGCUCAUGGACGAGCCCCGGCGUUGGCUCGACGACGCCGUGGCCCAAGCUUCCCAGUUCCUCUUCACCAGCUAGGCUAGUAGAGAGAUGUUUUUUUCUUCUUGUGUUCGUUGUUCAUAGUCAGGAUUAUUGCAAGAAGACAAGCGCUGUCGAUUGGUUGAUGGAUUUCCACAUGAAUAAAUCGGCACACCACCACACGUACACAUUGCUCCUGUUUCUUCUCUGACUGAGAUACUAUAAAGCUCUGUCUGUUGUCGAUCUGAGAUGUACUGUCGUGCAUCAUUUGCGGCAACGGAUAGAUCAGUUGAUUAGCAGAAUCAACCCUCAGUGUCACACUAGUAGAAGAAAAAAAUCGUAAUUUGUAUCA
Messenger RNA from Lolium rigidum, 810 nucleotides. Its product is annotated as calcium-binding protein KIC-like. Bases 147 to 518 code for a protein of 123 amino acids. Gene Ontology annotation, molecular function: calcium ion binding. The transcript has a single exon. The record is from RefSeq and is a predicted model, not a curated record. Lineage: Eukaryota; Viridiplantae; Streptophyta; Magnoliopsida; Poales; Poaceae.